Fusarium redolens is the source of this 786-nucleotide messenger RNA. RefSeq lists its product as uncharacterized. The record is from RefSeq and is a predicted model, not a curated record. Lineage: Eukaryota; Fungi; Ascomycota; Sordariomycetes; Hypocreales; Nectriaceae. The transcript is spliced from 3 exons. Bases 1 to 786 code for a protein of 261 amino acids.
AUGUCUGAGAGCCACUCUUGUAUCAGUACCUCUAUCGGUCGACCAACCCAGCGGGAAGACUUCUCGCAUGAAACUGCCACCGUGAGCCUCGCAGGUGGGAGCUACUUCUUCAGUGGCCCUACAAGAAGUUACGGACAAGUUCAUAAAGGAAUGGUAGAUCAACCGAAACUUGACUUUGAUCACCGAAAGGGGCUCUUCAAGACCUCGUACAUAAUUCUUGGUCCCGAUCCACACUUCUUCCGCUGUAAUCGCUAUGCCCAGGGGCGGAUUGCCGCACAAAGCAAGGCAGGCUGUUCUGAUCUUGAGGACUAUGGAGAAAUCGCAGAUCUUUAUGGCGAGCAUGAUGUUGAACGUCCCGCAUUCCUAUACCUCGGUCCCAACAAGACUUUCUACACUCGUGUAGACGACGGGACCGAGAAGUGGGAACUUCCCCCUGAGAUAGUAAGUCAAGGCUUACAAGUGACAUCUGACGCCGUUCGAUCUGCGGUAGAUAGUCUCUGGCUUGGUGUUGGAGACGCUUGGGUUGCGCAGUACAGGGACUCCCGCUUCAGAUUCGACCUUAAGGGUCAAUAUACCACUUUGGAGCCCGUUCUGCGUCAGAAACAGGAUCAAGAGGUCUCUAUCAAUGCGCUGGCAUUGAACGUGGCUGACGGAAAGUCUUGUGUCUGUGUCUUCAACGAUGGAGAUGUAGUGUAUGAGACUGGGUCGGCAAAGUUUGAUGGAAAAGAGUUUGAGGCUUGGUGUGAGCAGAAUUUUAGAUUUACUCAAAGACUGAGAUUCGAUUAG